UCGGACGCCGGUAGCCCACGUGAUCAAUUUUGCCAUCUGAAAAACAUGGCUUCUGGAGAUUCUGAGGAAAAUGCUUUGGAGGAGGAGCAGCAGAUUUUAUCGCCAGACCAGUUAAUAAAGCAUCCACUACAAAACAAAUGGGCCAUGUGGUUCUUUAAAAACGAUAAGACGAAAGAAUGGACAGCUAACCUUAAACUCAUCACAGCAUUUGACACAGUCGAGGACUUUUGGGGAUUAUAUAACCACAUUCAGAAAGCAAGCAGAUUACCAUCAGGCUGUGAUUACUCGUUAUUUAAGGAUGGUAUACAGCCCAUGUGGGAAGAUGCUAACAACAAGAAUGGUGGUAGAUGGCUCGUAAAUCUCAACAAAAAUCAAAGACAGACGGAGCUAGAUAAUUUCUGGUUAGAAACUCUUUUGUGUUUAAUAGGAGAAGCUUUUGAGGAUUUGUCAGAUGACAUUUGUGGUGCCACCAUAAACAUUCGAGGAAAGGGCGAUAAACUAGGGCUCUGGACUCACGACGCCCGAAGAGGUGACGCAACUGUAAAAAUAGGACAAAAAUUAAAAGAUCGACUUAAAAUACCACAAAAGAUUGCAAUAGGAUUUCAGGCACAUUCAGACACAGCGACAAAAGCAGGUUCAACAGCCCGUGACCGAUACAAAGUAUGACGGCAGUCAACACUUUCUCAACCUGACUGCUUGUUUUUGUUGAGUGCUGCAUUUUACCAUUAUUUUGGUAACCCCAUUUUCCUGAAGAGUGUGUUGUAAAUAAGAAAUAUUAAGGACGUUUGUUUCCUACCACAAACUGAGAGAUGUGUAGAUACUUUUGUUAUGGCUUAUAUAGACUUCAAGAUAAAUGGUGUAUACAGAAAUGAAGUUUUUUCAAAAAAUAUAUUUUUCAAUUUAGUUGCUUAUCACUCAAAUUACCCCAAAUCCCCCCCAAAAAAUGGUGAAAAGAAACCUUUUGCAUAAGUGGAUGGACAAAGCGCAAAGGUUCUCAGUUAUGCCGUACCAAAUUGAUUCUACAGUUAGCGUUGGCUUCCAAUUUCAAAUCCAUCCUACCUUAUGGGAAAGAUAAAAAGUGCCAUAGUAAAAAAAAUGUAUUCUCUUUACAACAUAUGCCAUCCAAAGCAGAUUCACCAAUUUAAAGCAUAAAGAAAGCAUCGUAUAUACCUAGCAGCUAGAAAAUUGAAAAUGUUAUACCGUAUAUGAUAUUUUUGUUCAAAUCAUUGCAUUGUAUUUGGUAAUUUAUUUAUUUAACCUUCAUAAAUAAUAUUUCUCUGUGUAAUAAAGAAUUUGGUAAUUUUCAUAAUGAAAGAUGAAAACUUUUUCAUUCAUUAGACUGAACCCCAUCUUGCCUGAUUAUGAUAAAUAUAGAAUCAGUUUGGUAUGGCCUCUAUUGGAAUCAAGAGGCACUUAUAUUCUUUUUAGAUUAACUUUCAAAAAAAAUGAGCAUCAUCCAUUGAUCAUCUGUUCAAAAACUGGUGUUUGUUGUCAACACUGCAACCUGUUACAUGCUAGCUUGUGAAUGUAGAAAUUAGAAGACUUGUCAUUGACAUAUUGUUUACCUUGUAACCAGUUGUGGCUGUUCAGUUGUGUGAAAAUGUACUACAGUUCUAAGUAGGUUAGAAAUCGUCAUGGAACCCUGUUGAGUGCCUUGUAGAUUGGUGUUUCGAUGUCAUGCAUGAUAUGUGAUGAUGAAAGGGAAAAAUGAAUCAAUAUUUGAUAAAAGUAUAUUAUUAGCACAUCAGAAAAUAAAAAGGAACAGGUAUAUAUGUAGAAAAUUGAAUAUAGCUAUCUUUUUCCAGGCAUAUUUGAAAUAAAAUUUACCUUUUAAAAAGGGGGGAAAAUUGUUGGUAAAAUUAAAAUAAGAUAUUGAUUUGAAUCCUAUGUAUUUAUCAGAGGAAUAUAAAUGUGUUAGUUGUGAUUCAGAAUAAAUUUGAAUUUUGGUGCAUGCUGAAUUCUUGUGGGAAUUCCCACAGAUUUUCACAAUACAUGUUUAUAAGGGGCUGUUUGACAGACACUUUCUUAGUGCGAAUGUGCAUCACAUGAACAAUGUUUGUAUUAAAGAAAAAAUUGAAGAUACGUAAAGAAUGUUUUGCUUUUGAAUUUGAUUUUCCUAAAAUAUGAAACAACUAUGUUACAAGUGAAUGUUUUCUUUUUGUUAGUUUAUAUAUCAAGUGCUUGAUUAUCAUUUAUGUUGUUUUCAUUCUGUUUAUUUCUGUAUUUAUUGUAUUUGUUAAGACAUCAAAUGAUUGGAUAUCACAUUUUCUGACACGCAUGUAAUUGGCUACAAUAUAUGGGGUCAUUUAGUCAAUGCACCAAUGGUGUGUUCCAAAUUUUUGUCAAUUAUGGAAUAUAUUUUUAAACAAAUACAUUAGACACUGUUGAGACUAGGAGCUGUAUUUAAAAACAACCCCCUUGGUCAUUGGACUGGGUGAAAGCACUGAGGCAUGUCAGAGGAUAAAAAUAAGAGUUAUAUAGAAUACAGCCCUAGGUUUAUUUGAAAUUACAAGUUGACACCUUUAAUUGAAAUCUGACACAUGAUAAAUUAUUCAACUUCCUGGUCUUAUUAGGAUAUUUUGUUGAACACCCAUUGAUUAGAUGACUCCAAUAUGUGUAUAUAUUAUUAAUAAACAUGAUCAAUUUUUGUUUUGGUUAAGGUUUAUUAUCAACUUCAGGGCAACUGUAACUAGUUCGGAAUUAAAAUCAAUUAUUUUUUAAAUGUUUUAUAUUUCUUAUUUAACGUAGGUAUAACAAUUUUUAAUUUCUGCUUAUAUUUUUCCAUUGUCGUUUUUUUCUAAGCUUUCUUUUGUUCAUCGUUAAAGAUUGCAAGCUGUUUCAGACACUUGAAUGAAAAUAUAUUUUUUUAUUAUUCAAGAAACGAUUUUUCUUAAUACAAAUUAAUAGAAUUUAGCAAAAAAAAAAAUUUUUUUUUCUUAAGUCAAGGAUGACAGUUUCCAAAUGAUUAUAUAUGCUUUUUUAGAUUGAUGACUGAUUUAAAACAUUGUAUGUUCUUGUAUAUUUAUGAUAUGAGGCAUCGAUUUAUAUGACUAUAAUAAUGAGAUAUGUUUCCGUACUGUACUGUUAGGAUUGCAGAAUUAAUGUAAAAGGCUUGGUUUAAAACAUUUGCCAUGUGUUAAUGCAAUAUAAAUAAACUAUGUAAAGUUGGA
Mya arenaria is the source of this 3170-nucleotide messenger RNA. RefSeq names its product eukaryotic translation initiation factor 4E-like. The record is from RefSeq and is a predicted model, not a curated record. Gene Ontology annotation, molecular function: translation initiation factor activity; RNA 7-methylguanosine cap binding. The transcript is spliced from 7 exons. Gene Ontology annotation, biological process: translational initiation. Gene Ontology annotation, cellular component: cytoplasm; eukaryotic translation initiation factor 4F complex. NCBI's taxonomy places the organism in Eukaryota, Metazoa, Mollusca, Bivalvia, Myida, Myidae. Bases 46 to 666 code for a protein of 206 amino acids.